GAAGAUUCACAUAUCAAAAUCAGUGAGUUCCCCUUUCUUGUUUUGUUUUCAUCGUUUAUGAUUCAUAAAGUUCGUAUGAAUCGAUACAUAGUGUGGGCUUAUUGUAGCGUUAAUGAUGAAGGAAUUAGUACUAAUCCUCUAUUCAAUACCGGCGUUUUUACUGUGACCUGAAGCUGUUUAGUUCUUUUGGGGAAGAUUAUUAAACCCAGUCCGUUAAGAUGAUAAUAAGCGGGACUCCUGGUUUUCAAACUUUCAUGUUGUUAUGUGUGUUUCUUUAUUCAUUAUGGGUUUCUGUUGGGUUCCACAUAUGCUGUGCUGAUCCAAGCAUACAAAAAGGGAAAUAAAGGCGAAUUUUGGAUAGAAUCCCUAACAGGAGUCAGUGUAAAUACAGGCGAAAAUCUAUCAGCAUGUCACCUUUUGGCCUAGCCCAGCGUUAAUAGUGUGAUUUCCUAUUGAGGGGAAACGUCUCUAAGUUAACACUUACCGUCCCCUGAACAUCUAUUUUUUCCCUAAAAUUAACGCCGAAUUUUCCGAUUUUUCACAGUAUAAACAAGUGAAAUAGGUAAUUUUUAGCAAAACUGAACGUACUAGUAUACUAUAUACUUCGAAAGUUCACCUUUAUUUCCCUAUGUCAAACAAAUUAUAUGUGCGCUCGACAGUAAUCAACAUAGUAGGUUUAAUGAUGGAUAAUUUAUUAACAAUUUUCAUACAUAUAGUUGUCAAUAACAUUUACAUAGAGGGAAUAGUGAAACGCCCACACCAAAAUGACAGAAAAGUUGUCUUCAACCGUAAUCUGAAAAACAUUAAUGAGAGGUUCAUGUGUGAAGAAAGCUCAGUUUAGGCGGAAUACUCAUGCACACCAACGUCUACCUACUACAUCUGCCUAGUUUCGACGUACUGGAUCCAAGUGAGAAGUUUAAUGUGGGUUUAAUGAAUAUUAUUUAGCAAAAAAAUACUUACACUAAGUGUAACUUGCACAAUAAUAGUGUUUUCGGUGAUAAGCAGCGUUUUCAUUACUUGAAUCCUAUAACAGAACAGCAAUUGACAAUUAUGGGUAUUUUUGUAGAAUAUUUAUUAAAAAGCUGUUAUCCAACAUGCUAAAACUUACAGUGAUAUUGCGAACAGCAGAUGAUGGCACCUAAAAAUGAAAAGAGCAUGCUCACAGCCUAAAUCGUACUUACAUCAUCUUCCCUUUGAUAAUAACACUUGUUCACUUUAUCUCUCAUAUCGUGAAAGGACCUUUGAGUAGCCACAUCGUUCACUUUCGCGAAAUCUUUCUCGCUGAAAGACGAUGGGAAUUGUGAUGUUAAUGCACCUUUUAAAUAAGGACCCUGUUAAACAAUCAGAAUCGGUGUUUACAACAUACGUCAACUCAACAAAUGCUAAAAGCAUCAAUUCCAGCGGCGAAUGCAUGAAUUCCACCAACAGAGAAUACAACCUCUUAAACUUGUGUUGGAAGCCGAAUGGUUCUGAGGGCAAUUGGAAUAUAUCAUUUAAUUUCUCUGAGACCUAUCCUGGUUAUUAUGGUUUGACUAGCGUAUACUUAUUGUACUGGCUGGAUAAAUUGGGUCCACAUAAUGCUUCUACGGAUAAAUCACUUUUUUCUUGUGCUAUUGGUACAUCAUUUGUUUGUUUAAGUGAACAAACUUAUGAAUUAAAAGAUAAAUUAUCAAAUUCAACAAAUAUACGACUUACAUUUAGUGAGUUUCAAGUUGAAGCAUUUAGAAAUAAUGAUAUUUCUAAUAAUACAUUUACUGGACCAACUUCCUCUUGUGCUGCCGAUUAUGUACCGACUAAAGUUAUUCCUAUUGUUGUCGGCGUUUUAUUGGUGGUUAUGAUAGCGGCUGCUUUGAUCGCUUUUAUUAUCAGUAGUCGACGCCGUCAAAUUGGCUAUGAAGAAAUAUAAUUUAUGAAAAUAAAAUAGGCCUAAUAUGCAGGUCUUAUAGUUAAUGAAUCAAACACUCAGAUCUGAUAAUCGUAGCAUGAUUGGGCUAUUGUUAUGCUAUUUUUCCAUUUACAUUGCUUUCGAACCUAUUUCUUUAUUUCAUCAAUAAUUACUGCUUUUAUAUAUAUUUAUGUAUAUCAUCAAAUCCUAAAAUUUUAUAUUUCAUUUCUAGCGCUUAUUUCACUUUUUUUUUACACGCAUUUCGGUCCUGUCUUAAUGAUAUUUUUUAGAUUCAGGUUGUUUUUCAUCACUUGAUAAUCUACAAUAUAUUGUCAUUGUUCAUCCAGUAAAUUGUAUCUUGUAAUGUAAGUAGGGGGAUCUUGUUAGUAUGUGUAGAGUGUGGUAUCAUAUUGUGUGAAUUCAACUACAACUUUAAUCUGAUUAUGGAUACCUGCCCCACCUUUGUGAUACAUAUUGUAUAAGAAUUGAUUAACUAUUCUGUAAACUGAGUUGUCCAUCGUUAUUUAGCAAUUUUCUGUUUAGAGUUUUAGGUUUCAUCUUUGUUUCUGUUAAUUGUAGAACUUUUAACUGAGUAAUAAUAGUAAAUGGAUGCAAUCGGGAUUGGCGUUCCUUGUAAUCACGAAUGCAGUGUUUCUGUUUCCUGAAAGCGUGCAGGAAGCGAGCACAAAGAGAAACCAGUGUGUAUAUGAAUGUUAAAAGUCCAUAUAAGCUUAUGAGUGUUAAUUGAUUGUGGAUAAAUUAAUGGUUGUCUGUGUUACAACCAAUGGGAGAAUAAAUUGAAGAUUUAUGUGCAGACAUGUGCUCAUUCAGAUUCACACAUAAAUUUACAUAGUGGAUUAACUGUCUAAAUUACAGUGAGCAUACAUAUAAUGGGCUUACUACAUGUUAAUGAAAGUGAUGCAUCUAGGUUUUAGACCAGUUUAUACUUGCCGAUAACAAGUAUGUGCCAAUUUGAGGGAACUGGUGUCUGUGGUUCGAACUCGCGUCACCCAGUACUAACCAUAGAAGUUACUGGACAAACGUGACUUGAAUCACUACUUGGUCGCUGCUAGUGCCGCACUACUGUUGGGAGACAUUUGUAGCCCGAUUUGCCCAGUAUUAGGGGGUUUGGCUGACUCUGUGUGAUAUGUACUCGAACUUCUUGUGACCGAAGACAAGUUCCAAGACGUGUCAGCUACCUGGAAACCUACGUUUGCAAUUUCCUCCUGAUUACUAACAACCAAAACUGAGCUAAUUGUUUAGGACUCUGCCAUCGCUCGGUUUGACUAUCCUUUUAAUAUUUUGCUGAAAGUACCAGCCGUUAUAACAUUGAGUACCGAGAAGACUGUAGUUUGUAUAACUACCGGACGAAGGAUAAGUGAUUAUCACUGUAUAAUUAUUAGACAUAUAGUUUGUUAUACGCUUAUAUUCUCCCGUCUGUUUCAGUUUGGGCACCUGGGCAGUA
Schistosoma rodhaini is the source of this 3350-nucleotide messenger RNA. The record is from the annotation of a GenBank genome assembly. Lineage: Eukaryota; Metazoa; Platyhelminthes; Trematoda; Strigeidida; Schistosomatidae.